This is a messenger RNA of Durusdinium trenchii, 1003 nucleotides long. Lineage: Eukaryota; Dinophyceae; Suessiales; Symbiodiniaceae. The record is from the annotation of a GenBank genome assembly.
CUCAAGGCUGAAAGGCCACUUGAUACCUGGUAGGGCGUGUUUGGGAGAUGGUGGCCCUGAUGGCUUUGAGAGAGCGUGCUGUCAUUGUGGCUUGCUUACUGGCAGCCUCAUUCGGAUACAGCGAAGAGAACAAUUUGCUUCGAGAUGAUGAGUGCAAGCAGUCCGGAAGUUCUUGCUCUCAAUAUGCACUGCAGAGGCGUGCUCGUCGUGCUGAGCUAGAUGAAGCCUUCAACUGCAAGGAUUUGCAAGACAUUGACAAUGCCAAUUGCCAGCAAGAGGUGACCUGGGCCAAAGAAACAGGACUCAAAGAGCAUCCCGAAUGGUAUCCUGGUCUUUCGUUUGAGUCUAGCCCUUUGGAGUUUCAGUGCAAGGUCUACCAAUCCAACCCAGACAAGUGUCCCAAGCCAUGCGGCGUCUCUUGCAAAAAAACCAGUGCCCCAACACACGGCCCCUGAGCCGUUCAGCUGCGUAGGGAAAGAAUCUGCAGAAGCAUGCUUGUGCGUCUUUGACAUCGACCGGACGCUGACCUCUAAGCAGGGAAUGCAGGAGCAUUGCCCUAACUCCAAGGCCACAGACGAGGUUAUCGAUACGGCCUACGGAGGAGGCGACCUGGUCCUAUCGGAGCUUGCAGCUCUUGGACUGUCAGAAACGUUUUGCUCAAAAUGCUACACCGGCAUCGUAUCGCACGGAGAUGGCAGUGGUCCAUUCUCCAGAGAGAGGAAGGAACUUUUGCAGGUGCGAAGGGCGAGAGAGCGCGCGGGUUCAGGCAUUGGCAUUGUUAUUAGCACAUAUUUGCACAUCAGCAGCCAGCAGCCUCGCUCGGCCAUGUUAGAAGCUAGUCUGUGUGCGCAUUGCCCUACUUCGCCUGUAAGAAGACUUGGGGCUAUCAAUGCUGGUUCGAAGACUCAAACAAAACUGCAAAACUUUGGUGUGUUCUGGAAUAUUCAUGACGUUGUUCCUGAGCGCGUCCUGCACGUUUUAGGCUUUGAAGACAAAUGCCAUG